Molecule: messenger RNA, 1710 nt
Organism: Closterium sp. NIES-65
Lineage: Eukaryota; Viridiplantae; Streptophyta; Zygnematophyceae; Desmidiales; Closteriaceae
Source: the annotation of a GenBank genome assembly
AUGGCACAGUUGCUCGAUGUUCCGGAUGAGGAGAGGCUGGACCCCGGAAACCCGGACGAAAUUGGGAUAUUUCUGGGCGACAACAGGGGACAGGCCUGGGACGGCGUGGCGAAGAACGAAUCCCACCUGCACGGGCCGAAGCUGACUUUGUGGCGGCUAUGUCGUUUCAUGGAGUACCUGUUCAACGAGACAGAGGACCAAGCGAAGAAAAUGCGGGAAGGUCGUCAGAUGCAUGCGGGGAAAGUGCCGAAGGCUUGCACACCUUCCAUGCUGAAGGCGAAGAUGAACGCGAUGAGUUGUCUCGGAGAGAUCGAAGGACGCCUUUUCAGCUACUCUCCCUCUCGUGUGACGGACAUGACGAGGGAGGCAAGGGGUUUGCUUCGAAUCAAGCUAGCCAACCUCAGCAACAAGCAGAUCGACGAGGGUUUUGAACAGACGCGCGGAUCACUGAACGACGUGUACACAGCAGCGCAGUACAGGGAUCUGUUCCACAAGGUUCUGCCCGAAUGGAGGACAACAUACUUCCGCGCCAGCGUGCAUUUCCUAUCCGAGGGAUUGUGGAGGGUUCUGGCAGUGUCCGUCAUGAUCAUGCUGGCGCAUCAGAUGCUGGGCAGAGGGUGCAGUAUCCGCUCCCUACGAUUUGCCAACAUGUACGUCUACGAGACUCGCAGCACUUCUCUCCACGACGAGUUUCUAGACCUUCCAGUCAUGGUGUUCGUUUCUCGACAGACGAAGAACAAUCCCACGAACCGUUUGUCCCACCAGUAUGUGGCCAGGCACAUCGACUACAGGCGGUGCGGAUACGGUGGUGUCUUUCUGUGGAUCCAUUUCCUGUACGACCUUGUCGAGGGUCUCAGCGACGACCGGUGCCCUGACGCCCUCAUUGCGAAGCUGGGAGGAUGGGAGCAGGGAGAGAUGCGGAGGUCGUACCUGUUGGGCGUGCCUUUCGAGCCGGUGCUUUUGAUGGCGGGCUUUUCUGGCGAUCCCGGGGACUACUACAUCGGCAGAGCACAUGCCAGACUAGCGGACGACACCGAGUGGGAAGAACUCCAAGAAUUGUUCCGAAAGCACAUCUACCCAUGGCUCGAAGAGGAGAUGACCAAGGAUGCCAUCUACCGACUCCAAGGAACCCAGAAGAUGACCAAGCUGCAACUCCAAAACCAGGAGCUCAUGGAGAAUGCGGGAAGGCUGACGGCGGAGAACGGUCAGUUGAGGAUGGAGAACAAGAGUCUUCACGAAGAGCUUGAGCUGGUGAAAGCGGCGUUGGCGGCAUUGCAACGGGGUGACGACGCUCCGCCCUGUGUUGCGUCGAACGGAGGGUCUGCCGAUCCAAAGACGGAGGUUUGCGACGAGAAGCCCGUGGUGGAAACUAAACAACGAGAGGCUCAGAGGCUGUAUUUCGCGGCUGUCCUCGCCCCAUGGCUCACAUGCAGCACGCUCUCGGACGCGUGGAAGCUUUGGGACCGGGGCACUGGUAGGAUGGACGGCAGGACCAUCCGCGAUCUGGCGAAGUCUGGAGACUUUCUCGCAACGUACUCCGAGUAUGGGAACCAGACACUUCCCAAAAACACGCGUUCCAAGCAGUUGGGCCGAAGGAGGAAUCAGAUGCUCACCAUCGACAGUUUGCGACCAGAUGACUCUGAAGCCGCGACUGCCUAUGCGUUGGAGCUCGGUGACUGGUUGCUAGGGCAGUCAUCGGAGAGCUCGUGA